Salvia hispanica is the source of this 773-nucleotide messenger RNA. RefSeq lists its product as uncharacterized. NCBI's taxonomy places the organism in Eukaryota, Viridiplantae, Streptophyta, Magnoliopsida, Lamiales, Lamiaceae. The record is from RefSeq and is a predicted model, not a curated record.
CUUCUCCCUCUCUAUAUCCUUCAUUUCAAAGCUACAAACACUUCAUACUAUCACUCUUGAAAACAUAGCAAAAAAUGGACAUUUUCACAACAAAAUCAAUGUCCAACAAAUCCCCCAUUUUCCCCAUUCCUCAACACUUCACCGACUACGGCUUUGAACCCCAAAUCGACUACUUUCAGGUUUUGGAAGAAGCUCGAAGGCACAAGAGGGAAUCAUCCAUAGACGUCCAUUUCAAGCUUCAGAAGCCCAUUUCCAGAGACGAAUCGUCCAAGAAGAUCAAGAAGAGCAAGAAGCGGUGGUGGCGCAGCGCCCUCCUCCUCUUCUUCAAGUUUCCCAAACGGGCGCCCCCCGCCGCCGCUGAUCACGGCGGCAGAAGCCGGAUUGGGUCGAUAUCGGGGCCGAUUUACGUGACGGAGAGCAGGAGCGGGGGCUCGACGCCUUGUUACAGGUCGGGGCCGCUGGUGAAGGGUGGGGAUGGAAUCCCGUAUUUGAGUCUCCGGGAGGUGAAUGCGGCGGAGACGCCCAUUUAUUUGGUCACGUGAUGGGCUGAGCUGAUGACCGCUUUUGGCGCUUUUUGUUUGAAUGGAAUGUUUUUUAGUUUUCCUAUGUAGACUUUUUCAAGAAAUGCGAGUGACUUGUCUUUUUUAUUUAUCAAAAGAUUGUAAAAUCUGAAAAGUUAGUAAAAGAAAAAAAUGUGAUUGAGUCGUGUUAGCUGUGAUGAUGAUGAUGUUGUUCAUCUUGUUGAUUCGAAUAUGAGUGUGGAAUGUGCUUUU